AUGACAUCCACCACAUUACCACCAACCAACCCCAACACCCAAAACAAUUUUCCACUGAGAACUGGCUCCUUAAACGCUCAAACCACCGCACUACCUUUGACCCGCAAACCUACACCACUCUCGUCGCCAGCUACGCCUCGCUUCAACCAUGCUGUGUCGCCGGCAUUCAAACGGUCUGUUGAGAGGCCAGCUGCCCUCAAUGCCUUGUCCACGACGAAUGGGUCACCGCUUAACCUACGCAAUGCUUCUGUUCACACACCUCCUGACGAUGAUUCGGCCUCUUGGACUGGAGAUAGUACAGCAAGCAGUGGUGAUGACGAUUUGUCCUCACCCCCUCCUCCACCCCCUCCUCCACCACCCCCUCCACGAGCUUUAAAGCCCGAGAUUGUCCAUCCAGUUCCACCAACCAACCUGCUGCCCGUUGGCCAAAUUUGGGCAGCACAGGCUGCGCCUGCCAUAGCACCGGCUGUUCAUGCUCCAAUCCGACCACAUCCUCUUGACAUCGACGGUUCGGAGUCGGAAUUUAGCGAUUCGGACGAGGCGUCCACAAGUCGAUAUCAUGAUCGGCUGCGCCGGGAUCUGGGGGCUGCGGUCGAGGGCAAGCAACGCGACCUCCGCCAGCUAAGAUCGCAGAUGUCUACCAAGCUUGACGAAAUGCUUGACGCCAUACGCAGGUUGACGACCUUGGAAAAUGAGGCCAUGAAGCUUUUGAAGCCGGACCAAGGGGGUGUUCAAAAGUUUCGUCAACUACAAAAAACCCAGAUGGAACUCCUCUCGACAUUCAAAGCAAUGAGGAGUGAUUUCGAAGAAGAUGAGUCUCAGUUGCAGAGCUUGGAGAGUGAUCUGGUCAGGGCUGCACGACCAGCUCCAUUCUCAGCCAGGCCUAAUGCCGUAGGUCUGCCGGGGAUGGAUUCAGUCAUGCAACAGUCCAUUAUUGGAGCGAAAGAGGAGGUGCCAGAGAUCUUGUUGGGCAUUUCGGGAGAACGCUACGACGAUAUACACCCUCGGUAUCAAGAUCUUUUGGACAAAGUUGGAGAUCGCGAACUUGCCCGAGAACAUUGUGAGGAAAUCAGGUACCGCCGCGAGGAUAUCAUCUACGAACUUGAGAUCAAACUUCACCGGAAGAGGAUGCAAGAGAACCCGGGCAACUCGAUCAGCGAGGAGGAGCUAGCGGAAAUGAAGACAUCGCUCGAAAGCAUCCCAACAAAUCCUGGAGAAUUUCAGGCUCGAUUUGGACUCCCCGCUAAUGAGGAGGAUCUCAACUUUCUCGAAGACUACGACCGCCAACUGCAACGAGCGCAAAGGAGGUUUGACAGGGCAGAACAGGAAGUUCACCGGCUGCGAGAAUGGUGCAUCAACAAUAAGGCGAUGCGUCAAAAUGCCUCUUAUAACGAGUUAUUAACAAUCUACCUGGGGACCGACCAGCCACCGCUUCCCCCGGAUGACGGGAAUAUGCCCAUUGAAUUCGUCCCGCGAACCGGUCACAGCAAGCUUGCCCAUGAUCGGUUUCCUAUUCUCAUGUCGAAUCCAUCGCAUGUCCUGGACGAAUUAUCGGAACAAGCGGCUCUGAACAAGGCGAUGGCACUUCCAGCAGACUCCUCGGAGAGUGCUCAGCGGAGGGCUGAGUGCAUGAAGGAGUUAGGAAUCACCAAGCUGCUUCAGAACGCCAAGAAUACCCCUGACCUGAUCAAUCGAUGGCUACUUCACCGCCUCCGCACAUGUCCUAUGGAAAUAGAGCUCAUGCUUACUGUAUUUGAGACGAGCUGCAAGGUUGUCAACUUGCGGAGAUGGCAGGAGGAGGUGUUGUUUUACUGGCCAAGAGACGAGGCAGCCAAGAAGUCACCGCUGGAAUUUGAAGGACCUCGAACACCGGUGGAUGAGAUAUAUCUUGGAGAGCAGGACUUUUCACGAAUCAACUCUGACAUUCACAAGAGUCAGCAGGCGGACGAGGGGGGUCAACACAGCUCAAGGAGAUCGAGUGGAAGUGAGAGUGAUGGAUGA
Messenger RNA from Podospora pseudocomata, 2001 nucleotides. RefSeq lists its product as uncharacterized. The record is from RefSeq and is a predicted model, not a curated record. The transcript has a single exon. NCBI's taxonomy places the organism in Eukaryota, Fungi, Ascomycota, Sordariomycetes, Sordariales, Podosporaceae. The coding region runs from base 1 to 2001 and encodes 666 amino acids.